AUGAGGGAACCUUUGUUCUUGAAAGCCGAGUCGGAAUCCCCCCCCAACAGCCCUCAGCUACAAAGUACUCCUCUGAUAUCACGACCUGCCAAGUAUAUCCGGGUGGAGAACGGCGAGACCAGAUAUCCGUCUUGGUUAUUGCAGGAUCCGGCUUUUUUUAGGAACCCAUGGCAAGCUGACUUUGACCUACUUGAGCUUAUUUGGCCCUACAUCAGUACCUGAGCCGAGCAACUAAUCCUUCCUGUUGAUUUCUGACCGCUCUUUUUUAUCUGCUUACAAUCUUUUCUAAUACUACAUUCCUUAAAGUAUAUCCGGGUUUUUUGUUCUCGUUUACUCUACAAUCCAAUGGCUUUUAAUGUUGAGCUGUUCCCCUCGAGUUAAAACUAGGUUCAAGUAAAGCCUAGAUUGAGUUUUUAUGCUGCUCUAGUACAAUUUACUUAGUAGGAUCUAGCUAGAGUAACUUGACUUGGUGUCAUUUCGUGUGGGUUUUUCGUCUCUUGUUCGCGCAGCUGCCCUAUAUCGCGCGAAUUUUCGUCUGUUUUUUGCGCAAUCCACCAUAUUUCGCACCGAAAA
Messenger RNA from Serpula lacrymans var. lacrymans S7.9, 573 nucleotides. RefSeq lists its product as uncharacterized. The transcript is spliced from 2 exons. Lineage: Eukaryota; Fungi; Basidiomycota; Agaricomycetes; Boletales; Serpulaceae. The record is from RefSeq and is a predicted model, not a curated record. Bases 1 to 222 code for a protein of 73 amino acids.